Helianthus annuus (common sunflower) is the source of this 2702-nucleotide messenger RNA. RefSeq names its product two-component response regulator-like PRR73. The coding region runs from base 598 to 2376 and encodes 592 amino acids. The transcript has 9 exons. The record is from RefSeq and is a predicted model, not a curated record. Lineage: Eukaryota; Viridiplantae; Streptophyta; Magnoliopsida; Asterales; Asteraceae. Gene Ontology annotation, molecular function: protein binding. Gene Ontology annotation, biological process: phosphorelay signal transduction system; cytokinin-activated signaling pathway.
GUGGGAACUGAUCCAGAAAAACUCCGAGAUCCAACACAACUUAUUACCUUGCAACACUUGACAACCGCUAACUGGUCAUUCGUACCGCGAAUCAAUCCAGAUAUUUUCUUGCUGACAUGUCAAGGGCAUUUUCGGUAUAAACCACUUUAUCCUUCAACUGCAUGGCGGCCCACACUGAUUCAACAGACCUUUAACUCAUCUCACACCACACCACGUGUCCACUCCAAUCGUAUAUACACACGUUAUCACCCUCCAUCCUACCUAUUCACUAUCGUGGCACAUUCUGGACCCUCGCUUCCUCCACGUCAUCAUAACGAUUAUAAUAUCUUCUUAAUUCAUCAACCAGUAGAUCGUAACCGUUCUCUGUUCUCGACGACGACGUUUUACAAACCCUAGAUUCACGCUUCACUUCAUACAAGUUUCUAAAAGUUCACAAUAAUUUGUCUACAGAUUUGACUGAAUUGUUCGUGUUUCAGCUGUGAGUCAAAGAUUUGAUGUUCGUAUCUCCGUUAUUCGCGUAAAUUGUGUUUUUGCUGUUGGAUGAUUGGAUGCUUCGUCUGUUUGGAAGAAAACUAAAGGAGGUGAAGGAAGUGUGAGAUGGAGGUGCGGUUAAUGGUAAAAGGUUGUUUGGAGAAAGAGGAGUUGAGGAUUAAUGAGGAUGUUAGUGGUAGCGAUCGUGUAGAGUCGGUUAAACAGCAACAGCAACAUGAAGGAGCUGUGAUUCAGUGGGAUAGGUUUUUGCCUCUUAGGUCUCUCAAAGUUCUGCUUGUGGAAGAUGAUGACUCGACUCGUCAUGUUGUCAGGGCGCUGCUGCGUAAUUGCAGCUAUGAAGUUACUGCUGUAGCUAAUGGUCUAGAAGCAUGGAAAGUACUAACUGAUCUCAACAAACAAAUUGAUCUAGUUUUAACCGAGGUAGUCAUGCCACAUCUCUCAGGAAUUGGUCUUUUGUCCAAGAUCAUGAACCUCGUACCUCGCAAAAAUACUCCAGUGAUCAUGAUGUCAUCUGAUGACUCUAUGGGUAUAGUCUUUAACUGUUUAUCUAAAGGUGCAGUUGACUUUUUAGUCAAACCCAUUCGUAAGAAUGAGCUUAAAAACCUCUGGCAGCAUGUGUGGAGGAAAUGCCACAGUUCUAGCGGCAGUGAGAGUGAGAGUGGUGUUGGUGCUCAUAAACCUACCAAGGCAAGAAGCAUUGAAAUCUCUGAUGAUGAGAGUGAUGAAAGUGAUGAGGAUGAUGACAGGAGCAUGGACCUGAUAGCUAAGGAUGGAAGUGAUGAUGGAAGUGGCACUCAGAGUUCUUGGCCAAAAAGAGUGGUAGAAGUUGAAACCACAAAGUAUCAAAAUCCCCCUGAUACCACUUGUGCCCAGGUUGUCCAUGCAAGACCAGAUAAAACUAGCACAAGAGAGCAUGCUGGAGAGGAUGAUAAAUUAGAUGCGAUUGCGAUGGGGAAAGAUUUGGAAAUAGGAGCCCCUAGAAAAUUAGAAAGAACCAUUGAGUCAAACUUGAAGGAAACGAGUGAACCAAGAACCAAGUCUACUACUAAUGUUAUGAUCGGGAAAUUAAAUGCGUCGCCGAAUAGUAAGUGCUCACGUGCCCUUGACCUCAGUUUGAAGAGACAACUCGACGUGGAGGAUACUAAUGUCAGCACUCAUAAAAGAAAUGUUCUAAAACAGUCUGAUCUUUCAGCAUUCUCCAGGUAUAACAACACCACAUCGAAUGCGAAUCAAGCUCCAACCACAAACGCAGGCAGCUGUUCGCCACUAGCCGUUACAAUUAGCUCGGAAGCAGCGAACCCCAUGAACAUACAAUCUAACUCAAAUGGAGCCCCGAAUCAACGUUCUAAUGACAGUAGCACUCUUAAUAACGAUAUGGGCUCAAGCACCAACAAUGCAUUGGAUGGUGUGCCUAAUCCUCUUGAGGGUGACAAGGCGGCACGGUUUCAAGUCCACCACGAUGCCCACAAGAUACAACAGCAGCAAGAAAUGGCGAACCAAGAUGAUGGGUCAUCAAGAAACGUUGUGUCUAAUGGUUCGACUGCACCAGCUGAAACAAAUUAUGGAAGUGCAUCAGGAAGUAAUAGUAAGAGUAAUGGUGAGAAUAGAAACAGUGGUGAAAAGGGUGACAGCUAUGCCGCCGUAAUUGAAGGUGGUGAUAAUGGACUCGCUGAAAAGGGUAAAUUUGGAAAUAUAAGUGGAAGUGGGGGUGAUCAAGACCGAUUAGCUCAGAGAGAAGCUGCCCUCAGUAAGUUCCGGCAAAAGCGAAAAAAUAGAUGUUUUGAGAAAAAGGUGCGAUAUCAGAGCCGAAAAAAGCUGGCAGAACAGAGGCCACGUGUUCGUGGGCAAUUUGUCAGACAAGGUGGGAAAGAUGCAGAUUCAUAAGGAAGGGUUAUAUGGAUUAUGGUGUAUGUAUAUGAAGAUGUAGAUAUGAAGGGAACGUUUUUCAUCAAGGACUCUUCAGAAACAAGUCUCAUUCGUGCAAAUGUGUUUCUGCUUUAUAGAGUUUAUUAUUUUUUAUUUCUUUUAAUGUAUUUGAUAUAGUGUUUAAGUAAAUGACACGUUUAGUUAUAAGUCAUGUAGAUUCAAUAAGUGUGUUGAACUGGUUAAGUUAACGACUUAACACAACACAUUUUGCUGAAUUUAGUUUAAUGUAUUAGAACAGUUAUAACUAUAUAAUCAACAAACAUAUGAUGACAUUCUUAUUGGCG